Messenger RNA from Helianthus annuus (common sunflower), 1747 nucleotides. RefSeq names its product 3-ketoacyl-CoA synthase 4. Gene Ontology annotation, cellular component: membrane. Lineage: Eukaryota; Viridiplantae; Streptophyta; Magnoliopsida; Asterales; Asteraceae. The transcript has a single exon. Gene Ontology annotation, biological process: fatty acid biosynthetic process. Gene Ontology annotation, molecular function: acyltransferase activity, transferring groups other than amino-acyl groups. The record is from RefSeq and is a predicted model, not a curated record. Bases 151 to 1662 code for a protein of 503 amino acids.
UCACCUUCACUUCCACACAUUUCAUAUUAUUCUAUUCCCUUUUCCAAUUCAUCAUUCAAACUUUACUCAAAUCUUUCCUCCCAACCCAAUGUGAAUCAUUCACUCUUUUUUAUACAUCAAUUUCCCAAUCUUUGACUCAUCUGAACCCUAAUGGCCGGAGAACCCACCACCGCCGUUCAGAUCAACCACCGCCGCCUGCCGGACUUCCUCCAAAGCGUCAAUCUCAAACACGUCAAAUUAGGUUAUCAUUAUCUCAUCUCUCAUUUACUUACCCUAUGUUUAAUCCCUAUCAUGAUUAUCAUAUUAAUCGAAGCUUCUCAAACAAACCCUAACGACCUCCGUCAGUUAUGGAUCCACCUCCAGUACAAUCUCGUUAGCGUCAUAAUCUGUUCUACCGUUUUAGUCUUCGGAUCCACCGUCUACAUCAUGACCCGACCCAAACCCGUUUACCUCAUCGAUUACGCCUGUUACCGCCCGCCCGAUCACCUCAAAGCUCCGUACGAACGCUUCAUGAAACACUCUAGGUUAACUGGAGAUUUCGAUGAGAGUUCGUUGGAGUUUCAGAGGAAGAUUCUGGAAAGAUCUGGUUUAGGUGAGGAAACUUAUGUACCCGAAGCUAUGCAUUCGAUUCCCCCGCGACCGUCUAUGGCGGCUGCGAGGGAAGAAGCCGAACAGGUUAUGUUUGGGGCUUUAAACAACCUGUUUGCGGUUACAGGUGUUAAGCCGAAGGAUAUUGGGAUAUUGGUUGUGAAUUGUAGUUUGUUUAAUCCGACGCCUUCGUUGUCGUCGAUGAUUGUUAAUAAGUAUAAGUUGAGAGGGAAUGUGAAGAGUUUUAAUUUGGGUGGGAUGGGGUGUAGUGCGGGUGUGAUUGCGGUGGAUCUCGCGAAGGAUAUGUUGCAGGUGCAUAGGAAUACUUACGCGGUUGUUGUGAGUACGGAGAAUAUUACGCAGAAUUGGUAUUUUGGGAAUAAGAAGUCGAUGUUGAUUCCGAAUUGUUUGUUUAGAGUUGGCGGGUCUGCGGUGUUGUUGUCGAAUAAGUCGCGUGAUAGGUCGAGGGCGAAGUAUCAGUUGGUGCACGUGGUGAGAACGCAUCGUGGGUCGGAUGAGAAAGCGUUUAGGUGUGUGUAUCAGGAGCAGGAUGAUAACGGAAAGACUGGUGUUUCUUUGUCGAAAGAUUUGAUGGCGAUUGCUGGUGGUGCGUUGAAGACUAAUAUCACGACGUUGGGUCCGCUUGUGCUUCCGAUUAGUGAACAGCUUUUGUUCUUUUGCACAUUGAUUGCGAAGAAGUUUUUCAAGAAUGAUAUUAAGCCUUACAUACCGGACUUCAAACUGGCGUUUGAUCAUUUUUGUAUACACGCUGGUGGUAGAGCUGUGAUUGAUGAGCUUGAGAAGAACUUGCAGCUGUCUCCGGUACAUGUUGAGGCUUCGAGAAUGACGCUUCAUAGGUUUGGGAACACGUCUUCAAGUUCGAUUUGGUAUGAGUUGGGGUAUAUUGAAGGGAAAGGGAGGGUAAGAAAGGGUCACAGGGUGUGGCAGAUUGCGUUCGGAAGUGGUUUUAAGUGCAAUAGCGCUGUUUGGAAGGCCUUAAGGAAUGUGAAACCAUCUGAUCAUAGUCCUUGGGCUGAUUGCAUUGAUAAGUAUCCUGUUGAAUUAGUUAUGUAGUGGAGUUAUGCUUGUUUUGUUUCUCUGUUCAUUGUACUUGAUUUGAUCAUUGAAGUUGAGUCUGUUUUUCGGUUUUCGUGUUUUC